AUGGCUGAAAAGAGUAAUACGGAUUCAAAAUUUCUAGUACCAGCAGAGGAGAAGUGCAUUAUUGGAAGGAGCAUGUGGCAGAUAACUUUAAAAAGCAAAGAAGAUUUGCAGGAGUGUAUAGAGAUGAAAGUUAGAGGUGGGAAUCAGACACGAUUUUGGAAUGAUUGGUGGUUUUAUAAAACCAGUUUUAAGAGUAAGUUUCCAAGGUUAUUUAAGAUAAGCUUGCAGAAGCAUUAUUUUGUUGCAGAAGUAAUUAGAAAUGGUUGGACUUUAUCUUUUAGCAGGGUUCUUAAUCCGGCAGAGAGAAUUGAUUUGUUAGAACUAAAAGAUGAUUUAAAUUCAGUAUAUCUACGAGAAGGUGAAGAGGAUUUCUUGGUAGAGGAUUUCUCUUCAAUAAAGCUCUUUGAGAUGUUGAAUAGAGAAGAUGUUGAAUGGGAGUUUACAGAAUUGUUGGAGAUUAAGCACAUUCCACCGAAGGUCUCGUUCUUGUUUUGGGCAGGUUUUCAUAAUUCCAUUCAUACAAGAGUAAUGCUAGAACAUAGGGGAGUACAUAUUGCCAGCAACAUGUGUUUGUUCUGUAACGGGGAGCCAGAAACUCAAAUCCACCUUUUUAUGCAUUGUCCAGGCAUCACAGACAUUUGGAAUUAUUUUAUUAAUUCGUGUAAGGUGACUUGGGUGAUGGCGCAAUCGCUUACUUCUCUGCUGCAAAUCUGGAACACUUUCAGGUUUAAUGGAGUAAAGAAGGAUCUGCAGAAACUUAUUCCUUUUGCAGUUGUUUGGGUGAUUUGGCUAGAGAGAAACGAUGGAAUGCAUGGGAGAAGACAUAAGUCAGAUGAGGAGAUUAAGAUGAGUAUUAAGCAGACUCUGCAUUUGUGGACUGUUAAGCUAAGAUCUUUUGGUUCAUAUUAUGUGAAUCAAGUAUUAACUCAAUGGGAGACAGUUAUAUCGGUGUAG
Messenger RNA from Papaver somniferum (opium poppy), 954 nucleotides. RefSeq lists its product as uncharacterized. The record is from RefSeq and is a predicted model, not a curated record. The transcript has a single exon. Lineage: Eukaryota; Viridiplantae; Streptophyta; Magnoliopsida; Ranunculales; Papaveraceae. The coding region runs from base 1 to 954 and encodes 317 amino acids.